This is a messenger RNA of Thamnophis sirtalis, 781 nucleotides long. The record is from RefSeq and is a predicted model, not a curated record. NCBI's taxonomy places the organism in Eukaryota, Metazoa, Chordata, Lepidosauria, Squamata, Natricidae.
CCUCUCCGUGUGCCUAGUCACACCUGCCGGGCGAUGCCAAUGGCCGGGCUGCCCAUCGGGGCUGCGCGCUUUCUCACUCAGCUGCGGCCGGCCACUCGUCGCCGGGCUUGGUAUGUCUUCGGUGGCAACGGAGCCUAGGCUCUCUCCGCUCCUCGGCUUAUGGACGGCUGCGGUCAGAGCAGCAGCAGCGGCAGCAGCGCCUAGCUAAGCGAAGCAACCUGCGGCAGGACUGCUGCGCCGGGGAGCGGGAGCCCGCAAUGCAUUGGCCUCACUACUUUUCCUCCUCCUGCCUGUCUAAGCAGGGCCGCCGCCGCCGCCGCUAGACACAACACCACACAGCAACACAAGGAGGGGGAAAAGUAAGAGAGAGAGGAAAGGGGGAAAAAAGCCCAGGAAGAUGGCGCCCACCAAGCCAAGCUUUCAACAGGAUCCUUCGAGGCGAGAACGUUUACAAGCCUUGAGAAAGGAAAAAUCCCGAGAUGCUGCUCGUUCUCGAAGAGGAAAAGAAAAUUUUGAAUUCUAUGAGUUGGCCAAAUUGUUGCCACUCCCUGCUGCCAUUACCAGCCAGCUUGACAAGGCAUCUAUCAUCCGAUUAACAAUUAGCUAUUUGAAGAUGAGGGACUUUGCUAAUCAAGGGGAUCCUCCAUGGAACCUGCGUAUGGAAGGACCACCUCCCAACACGUCAGUGAAAGGGAUACAAAUAUGGAAAUCUGAGGUCUGCAUGAGAAAGACACCAUGUGAAGCUGUGAAACGGAUUGCUUUGUAUGAUUAUGAGAAAUAA